AUGAAGUUUUUCAGAUUUAUAAUAGCCUGUAUACUGUUGAUACAGGUUUCAGCUAAACCAGCUACCAAAAAACCUUAUGGUCCUCCGUAUAAAUGGAUGCAAAAAGCAUGUGGUGUUAUGAUUGGUCCUGUUAAAUAUGAUUAUGAAGAUCCAGAUCUUGAAAGUGAAGAUGAAGAUAUUGCUAGUGCAGCUACAAAGAAACAAUUAUGUACUUUUGAACCAAUGUUAGGUUCGAUGGUAUUAUGUAUGAGUGACGGCUUAGGAGGGAAGAACAAAGCUUUCAAUAGCAGCUUAGAAUUAUUAGCUAAAAGUUGUAAAAAACCAACCAAGGGGAAAAUUACUUUAGAAUAUCUUUUAGAUGUUUAUCAAAAUGCUACUGAGUAUUCUGUGGAUCCACCAAUUACUAAGAAAGGUAUAAUUGAUAAGAAAGCUAUCAAGAAAAUUACAUAUUUCCAACCAGUUAAAAUGCCCGAGUACACGAUGUUUGAAACUUUAAGAUAUUACAAAAACCUAUAUUUCAAUCAAGAUAAAGGUUCAAUCAUUGGUGGUAUGAAUUAUGUAUUCUUCCUUAUCGUUUUCCUUGUUUAUGGAGUUUCGAACUUCAUCAAAAGAUUAGGAUUUCAAAGAAGAUUCAAUAAUAAAUACAUUAAUUGGUAUCGUUCCAAUAUUGAAAUCCCAGCUUUAUUCAAUGGGAAACAUACAGAAGCACCAAGUUUUUUGAAAGUUUUCUCAGCUAUAAUUCCAUCAAGAAUGGAAAGCGUUGUUAUACUCUUAUUUGUCUCAUUCAAUAUAUUGAUUUCAACAUUCCAUUACAACUUUGAUUAUUCUCCAAGAACAUGGGCUUAUAUGUUUACACAAUUAGUUUCUGAUAGAACUGGUAUUAUUGCAUUUUCAAUGAUUCCAUUAUUGAUUAUAUUUGCAGGUAGAAAUAAUUUAUUAACAUCACUUACUGGUAUCCCAUUCAAAGCGUUUAUUCAUUAUCAUAAAUGGGUUGCAAGAUUAAUGUGGAUUAAUGCAUUUAUUCAUUCAAUCACUUAUAUUUAUAGAUCAAUCAUGUUUAAUGAAAUCAGUACAUAUUUCUUGCAGAUUUACAUCCAAUGGGGUACAGUUGGUAUCGUUGCAAGUUUUGUCAUACUUUUACAAGCUUAUCAUUUUUUCAGAACCAUGUCAUAUGAAGUUUUUUUGGUUACUCAUAUUGUUUUAGCUAUUGUUUUUGUUAUUGCAUGUUUUUACCACUGUUAUGAUAUUGGUUAUUUGGAAUGGAUUUAUGUCUCAUGGGCCAUAUGGGGUGCUGAUAGAGUUCAAAGAAUCAUUAGAAUGUGUAUGUUUGGAUUCAGAGACGCUGAAAUUGAAUUCAUAUCUGAUGAUACCUUCAAAGUUACUGUUAAACACAAUAAACUAUUCAAACCAUUUCCAGGUUCUUUUGCUUAUAUUUAUUUUAUUACACCAACCAUGUUUUGGCAAUCACAUCCAUUCACAAUCAUUGAUGAAGCUUCAAAUGAAAAUGAAUGUACAGCUUACAUCAAAGCCAAAGCUGGUAUUACAAAUAGAUUAAAAAAACAUCUAGGUCAAGUUCCAGGAAACAAGAAAACCAUUAAAAUUAGUAUCGAAGGUCCAUAUGGUCAUAGAGCACCAGCUGAAAAAUAUGAUACAGCUCUAUUGCUGGCAGGUGGUAAUGGUAUUCCAGGUCCUUAUUACUAUGCAGUUGAUUUAGCCAAACGUGCAUCUGCAACUAGACAACAAAUCAAAUUAUUAUGGACAUUUCGUAAUCCAGAAGCAUUAUUUUGGUUCCAAAAAGAGCUAAAAUUUUUAGCUCAUUUAACAGUUCAAACAGAUAUUUAUAUUACAGGUGAAAUUCCAAAAAUUGAAAGUUCCUCAUCAGAUUCUGAUAAAGAAAAGAAGGAUGUUACAACAACAGGUGUUAGUGGUGAUUCAUCGGAUACUGAUAGCUCUAGACCAUCAUCAAUUACUGAUUUAAUUGAAUCAUUGUCAGGUCAUAUUAAUUUUCAUUAUGGUCGUCCAGAUGUUGAAAAAAUUAUUAUUGAGAAUUUCACUGAUGAAUCAGGUCCAUCUGUUGCUGUUAUUUCUUGUGGUCCUCCAAAGAUGGUUGAUAAUGUUAGAGCAUUCACAGCUAAACACUUACAAAGUGCCAAAGGACGUAUUGAUUUGUUUGAAGAACUACAAGUUUGGUAA
Molecule: messenger RNA, 2193 nt
Organism: Hansenula ciferrii
Lineage: Eukaryota; Fungi; Ascomycota; Saccharomycetes; Phaffomycetales; Wickerhamomycetaceae
Product: ferric reductase family protein
Exons: 1
Coding region: 1-2193 (730 amino acids)
Biological process (GO): copper ion import; iron ion transport; intracellular iron ion homeostasis
Cellular component (GO): plasma membrane
Molecular function (GO): ferric-chelate reductase activity
Source: RefSeq, a predicted model, not a curated record